CAAGUUGGUCUACCAGUCGCUUUUGGUGGGACAAAACAGGAACAGUUGACAAGCAGAGUAAUUCUUGGUUGACAAGCCUAUCAACUAUCAUAUCUACUACGACAUGGCGAAGCACGUCUUUGCAGCAGUCUGUCUGUGUCUCGUCCAGCUUUCAUCAGCGAGUGCGAAGGGGAACUCAGACGACCCGCGCACUUACGAAGUGUUCGUGAGAGAGAGUGUAGCUCCGGGCUACAUAAUAAGCAACAUCCCACAGCUGUUCAAGAGGUCACAGCUGCCUGCACCUGAAACCUUCAACAUCUUCAGUGGAAAUAAGGAUGACAGGUUUUCCUUGAAGAACAACACUGGCGAUCUUUGUGUGAAGAGAUAUCUCAACUACAACAUCGACUCCAAAUACAAACUGACACUGGCCGAUAAAAACAACCAGGCGGUGUUGGUAGUGCUCGUGACAGUGGAGGAUGACGCUGCCUACCCUCCUGUCUUUAACCCUGACUGUUACAUGCCUCCCCGCAACACCAGUAUCACCCACGUCUGGCCGUUCACGGUGUCUGUGAAGUCCAUUUUCCUGACCAAACCGACUAUGAUAGUUGGCGAUAACAACGAUAGAGAGGCGGCAGUCGUCAUUGACAAUGAUCAAUGCGAUGUCAAGGCGUAUGUGCCAGUCAAGGACGACAAAGUUGAUUCGAUAGACAGAGACUACACACCGAGUUUUAGCGUGAGCUGUACGAACACACAGAACCCACCGAGAAAUAACUUUGUCAUCAAAACAUACUGGAACGCCUCCUAUCACCGGCCGGAUGACAGGGGCAUCCAGCCCGAGUGGUUCGUUGACUCCCCCGAUCAUCCCCACAAGAGACACGUGCUCGUCACCCUGGACAUGAAGAACUUCUACGGUCUCGACCCCUCCGUCUACCUUUGUCGUCUCAGCUUCGACCUGGGCUUCUUUGGUGCGACGGUGGGGGGAAACAUUACCAUCAACCCGAUCGGUUGUCCGGAUGGUCUCUAUGGUGGACAUUGCAACGAGACAUGUGUCUGCCAAAAUGGGGGCAGCUGCCACACUUUUAAUGGCGCCUGUAAGUGCACAGAUGGAUGGACUGGAAGAGCCUGUGACAUCGUAUCGAGGCCCAGUCAUUUUCUUCAUGGAAAGCAGGGGGUCUACUUCAUCGUCGGAGUUGUCUUUGGAGCGAUCACCUUGGUAGCUGUAGUGGCGAUCGUGGUGGUCUACGUCAUCAAAAGACGCGUACGCACAAACAAAUACGUCAACGAUAGUCUGGCAGAUUCGGAGAGCUUCCGUGAUACCCCGUAUGAUGAGUAUGCCGAUGAUGCACAUGUCCCGGAUGUGAUGAUAAAUAAGGGAGGGUAGAAAAUGUUGCCGCUACCUGGAAUUCAUUUUGAUUUUGCCAACCGCUUUCUGUAAACGCUCUAUUCUAGUCUAGCUUCUGUUCUAUUCUGAGACACGCCCUCUUGUACAUAUAAUGAAAAUAUAGUACAUUGGAUACUCCAUAUAACGAAUCGUGUAGGAAAAAAGACACAUUUUCGAGACCACAAGUUUACGAGGGUUGAUCAAUAAGUCCUCGGCCUCACCCAGAAAUAAUAAGCACAAAAUUCAAAUUAGUGUGAUCAUUGCUUUACAGGCGACACCCAGUAACAGUACGUAAGGGAGAAGAAAAAGACGUGGACAAUAUAGC
This is a messenger RNA of Branchiostoma floridae (Florida lancelet), 1685 nucleotides long. RefSeq lists its product as uncharacterized. The record is from RefSeq and is a predicted model, not a curated record. Lineage: Eukaryota; Metazoa; Chordata; Leptocardii; Amphioxiformes; Branchiostomatidae. Gene Ontology annotation, biological process: homophilic cell-cell adhesion. Gene Ontology annotation, molecular function: calcium ion binding. Gene Ontology annotation, cellular component: membrane.